AUGUCCUCCAGAAAACGCAAAUUUCGUAGCAAGAAGGCCAGGGGUGACAGAACUGUACAUGGCAGCCAGGAUACUGUCCAUGAGCCGGACCCUGCGUUGUUCAUACAAGCGUAUGAGGCAGACCUGAUACAUGGUUCCCAGGCCAGGAUCGCAGCGGCCGCCCUGGAAGUGACUGAUGCUGGUGCUGGGAGCGGGCUUAUUCGGUGGGGCGAAGAUGCAGCCAAGCGCAAGCCCUGCGGGACAACGGGAAGCCUCAACAUCUCUGAUGACGCCUACUUUCAGAGCGGAAGCACGGAUACGCUUCCGAGUGUAUGGGUUGAUAGAUACGAUGCACGUCUCUUACUAGAGUCUCUGCCAACACAGAGCGGUGCAGUGUCCGAGGCGCGCGCUGUUUCGCCCUCUGGCUGGUCUGAUUUACCCUCGGACACUGAGGACACAUUUUUCCUGGACCCGGACGAGAUUGAAUCGUACAAUAGGGAUAAGAGACGCCGUAUCUUGGACCGAGAUAGGGAGGCUCGUCUACGGGCUCUACAAGAACUAGAAAUUGCCAACGGCGUCGAAGAAGAUCCAUGGGGAGGGAGCGACGAGGAGCCGGACGAUGAUCAGAAGGACUUAAUGCGCCGCACCGCAAAACACAUUGUAACGUCUCCGAACGCGGCGCAACUUGAAAUGCGGAUCCUCGCCAACCACGGGGGCGACAGGCGCUUUGCGUUCCUACGCGGACGGUGGAAGCUCGCUUGGCAGGCCAUCAAAGGGCGCGCCAAUAUGGAGAAAUCGCGAGAUGACGGUGAGAAGGAGGCCAGACCAGCAGGUCAGAAGCCCGGUGGGCUUGGUGGGCUGACCAACUACGGUGAUAGCGAGGAGGAUGAGGGAAGUGGGGCUGAGCAGGCAGAUGAAGCUGGGCCCGGCGAUGUCCAGAAUGACGAGGAAGCUUUGAAGGAGAUAAGGAGGCAAAAGGCGGGGGAAUGGGCUCAGAAAAGACGCGAAUCACAAUCAACUUGA
This is a messenger RNA of Pleurotus ostreatus (oyster mushroom), 1002 nucleotides long. RefSeq lists its product as uncharacterized. NCBI's taxonomy places the organism in Eukaryota, Fungi, Basidiomycota, Agaricomycetes, Agaricales, Pleurotaceae. The coding region runs from base 1 to 1002 and encodes 333 amino acids. The transcript has 3 exons. The record is from RefSeq and is a predicted model, not a curated record.